AUGGAGUGAUUAUUCUCUUUCAGUUGAUAACCUACAAAAGCUGGUUGAAUCAGUAGGUGUAAAUAUGAGACUGAAUUGGACAGCGAUAGAUUUGAGUAAGAUUAAUCUAUCUUCAAUCAGUGGAAGAACAUUAGCAUACCUUUUUAAGAUCUCCCCAGACCUCAGCCAUAUCAACAUGAGUCAUUGCAGUUUAUCAGUCAGUAUUGUUAAUGAAAUGAUAGAGGAAUGUGGUAGUAUAUUGAAAUACAAAAUGCUUGGGUUAAAGGGCAAUGACCUUUCAGAUAUUGAUGGUAAAUCACUUGUAGAGUUAAUCAGAGUAAUUCAUCCUUAUGAUAAGCAUUAUGGUUAUAUUGAACCUUUCAGAUGGAGGGAUUAUUCUCUAUCAGCUGAUAACCUACAACAGCUGGUUGAAUCAGGUGUAAAUAUGAGACUGAGACUGAAUUGGAAAAUGAUAGAUUUGAGUAAGAUUAACCUAUCUUCAGUCAGUGGUAGAACAUUAGCUUGCCUUUUUAAGAUCUCCCCAGGCCUGAGCCAUAUUGACAUGGGUUAUUGCAGUUUAUCAGUCAGUAUUGUUAAUGAAUUGAUGGAGGAAUGUGGUAGGAUGUUGAAAGGCAACAUGCUUGGACUAAAGGGCAAUGACCUAUCAGAUAUUGAUGGUAAAUCACUUGCAGAGUUAGUCAGGGUAGUCUAUACACAGUAUAAACCUUUCAUUUGGAGUGAUUAUUCUCUAUCAGCUGAUAACCUACAAAAGCUGGUUGAAUCGGGUGUAAAUAUGAGACUGACACUGCAUUGGAAAACGAUAGAUUUGAGUAAGAUUAAUCUAUCUUCAAUCAGUGGAAGAACAUUAGCUUACCUUUUUAAGAUCUCCCCAGACCUAUUCCAUAUCAACAUGAGUCAUUGCAGUUUAUCAGUCAGUAUUGUUAAUGAAAUGAUAGAGGAAUGUGGUAGGAUAUUGAAAUACAACAUGCUUGGGUUAAAGGGCAAUGACCUUUCAGAUAUUGAUGGUAAAUCUCUUGUAGAGUUAGUCAGAGUAAUUCAUCCUUAUGAUAAGCAUUAUGUUUAUAUUGAACCUUUCAGAUGGAGGGAUUAUUCUCUAUCAGCUGAUAACCUACAAAAGCUGGUUGAAUCAGGUGUAAAUAUGAGACUGAGACUGAAUUGGAAAAUGAUAGAUUUGAGUAAGAUUAACCUAUCUUCAGUCAGUGGUAGAACAUUAGCUUGCCUUUUUAAGAUCUCCCCGGGCCUGAGCCAUAUUGACAUGGGUUAUUGCAGUUUAUCAGUCAGUAUUGUUAAUGAAUUGAUGGAGGAAUGUGGUAGGAUGUUGAAAGACAACAUGCUUGGACUAGAGGGCAAUGACCUAUCAGAUAUUGAUGGUAAAUCACUUGCAGAGUUAGUCAGGGUUGUCAAUAAAGCCUAUGAAUCUUUCAGAUGGAGUGAUUAUUCUCUAUCAGCUGAUAACCUACAAAAUCUGGUUGAAUCAGGUGUAAAUAUGAGACUGACACUGAAUUGGAAAAGGAUAGAUUUGAGUAAGAUUAACCUAUCUUCAAUCAGUGGAAGAACAUUAGCUUGCCUUGUUAAAAUCUCCCCAGACCUGAUCCAUAUUGACCUAGGUUAUUGCAGUUUAUCAGUCAGUAUUGUUAAUGAAAUGAUGGAGGAAUGUGGUAGGAUGUUGAAAGACAACAUGCUUGGACUAAAGGGCAAUGACCUUUCAGAUAUUGAUGGUAAAUCGCUUGCAGAGUUAGUCAGAGUAAUUCAUCAUCCUUAUGCUGAUUGUGCUAAUGAACCUUUCAGAUGGAGUGAUUAUUCUCUUUCAGCUGAUAACCUACAACAGCUGGUUGAAUCAGGUGUAAAUAUGAGACUGACACUGAAUUGGAAAAUGAUAGAUUUGAGUAAGAUUAACCUAUCUUCAGUCAGUGGUAGAACAUUAGCUUGCCUUUUUAAGAUCUCCCCAGGCCUGAGCCAUAUUGACAUGGGUUAUUGCAGUUUAUCAGUCAGUAUUGUUAAUGAAAUGAAUGAGGAAUGUGGUAGGAUGAAUGUAGUAUUGAAAGACAACAUGCUUAGACUAGAGGGCAAUGAUCUUUCAUGUAUUGAUGGUAAAUCACUUGCAGAGUUAGGGUAAUUUUUCAGCCUUAUGAUGAUGAUGAUAAUUAUAAAUAUGAACUUUUUUCUUGGAGUGAUUAUUCUCUUACAGCUGAUAACCUUGAAAAGCUGGUUGAAUCAGUAGGUGUAGAUAUGAGACUGAAUUGGAAAAGGAAAAAUUUGAGUAAGAUUAACCUAUCUUCAGUCAGUGGUAGAACAUUAGCUUACCUUUUAAGAUUUUCCCAGAUCUGAGCCAUUUUGACAUGAGCAACGUGACCACUCACAAUUUUUGAUAUACCCAAUGACUGGGUCGA
This is a messenger RNA of Anneissia japonica, 2390 nucleotides long. RefSeq lists its product as uncharacterized. Lineage: Eukaryota; Metazoa; Echinodermata; Crinoidea; Comatulida; Comatulidae. The record is from RefSeq and is a predicted model, not a curated record. The transcript is spliced from 2 exons. The coding region runs from base 65 to 2116 and encodes 683 amino acids.